UUUCUCGUUCGGCAACAUCGUUCUCCGGGUUCUGUAUCUGCUCAUGAGUGUUAGUUGUAGUACGUUUGUGUGCUAAAAGUGAAUAAAUUCUAAAAUGGGUAAGCCGCGCGGUAUCCGCACAGCUCGCAAGUACAAGAACAAUCGCCGCAGUCAGAGAUGGCACGACAAGGACUACAAGAAGGCACAUCUCGGCACCCGCUGGAAGGCUAAUCCUUUCGGUGGCGCUUCUCACGCCAAGGGCAUUGUGCUCGAAAAAAUAGGUAUUGAGGCGAAACAGCCCAACUCGGCCAUCAGGAAGUGCGUGCGCGUGCAGCUCAUCAAGAACGGCAAGAAGAUCUCAGCAUUCGUGCCUCGUGACGGUUGCUUGAAUUUCAUCGAGGAGAACGACGAGGUCCUGGUCGCUGGAUUUGGUCGUAAAGGUCACGCCGUUGGUGAUAUUCCCGGUAUCCGCUUCAAGGUCGUGAAGGUCGCCAACGUGUCCCUUCUUGCACUUUACAAGGAGAAGAAAGAAAGACCGCGUUCUUAAAUAAACGUGACUCGUGAAA
Hyalella azteca is the source of this 545-nucleotide messenger RNA. RefSeq names its product 40S ribosomal protein S23 (gene RpS23). Lineage: Eukaryota; Metazoa; Arthropoda; Malacostraca; Amphipoda; Hyalellidae. The transcript has 4 exons. The record is from RefSeq and is a predicted model, not a curated record. Gene Ontology annotation, cellular component: ribosome; cytosolic small ribosomal subunit. The coding region runs from base 95 to 526 and encodes 143 amino acids. Gene Ontology annotation, molecular function: structural constituent of ribosome. Gene Ontology annotation, biological process: translation.